ACCACCGAAGUUGGAACACGCGCUCGCCCACAGGGAAGAAGAAGGACCUCCAGACGUCAGUUGAUCAUGGCGUUGAGCUGGAGAGCAGUCGUCAGUCUACAGAGGAAAACAACUGCCGCCACGGCCACAGCGUGUCUCUGAAAGUCAGCGACGUAUUACAGAGCACAUUAAUCUGCGUCUCAUCUUUUUUCUGCUGCCGCUUCAGGGACUCAACGUAACGUUACGCCGAAGAAAAGGGAAGCUGCGGAGCGGAGUUGACAGCUACCGACGUUACAGGCUUAACUAAUGUUUACCUGGACUAUUUGACCACGAUAUGUCUCAACCCUCUUCAGCCAACUAACAGUAACGGAAGCGGUGUGAGCUAGCAAUCGAUCCUGUCAAGCACUCGGGCUAUUUGGGUUAACUCCUCGUGCACUCAGACCUAUUAGCAAGUCGAUAAUAACACAACAUGAUUCAGUGAGCCGUUGGUCCUUAUUUGCUGAUUGUUAGUCAGCUCAGCUAAUAGCUUAAACCUAACUCACCUAAGGGGUGUCAGUCAUAUGCAUAUAUAAGUUUAUAUUGUUUUUAUACUCUGCUUGUAAAGCGUUAAGGAAAUGUCAGAUAACCAGAGCUGGAACUCCUCCGGUUCCGAGGAAGAUGUGGAGCCUAAAGAGGAGCCUGGACCUCUUGUUGGUAUCGUCGACUUGAGCGGAGUCCUCAGUAAAUGGACAAAUUACAUCCAUGGAUGGCAGGACCGUUGGGUGGUCCUGAAGAACAACACACUGAGCUACUACAAGUCUCAGGAUGAGACUGAGUAUGGCUGUCGGGGUUCCCUCUGCCUUAGCAAAGCUGUCAUUACUCCUCAUGAGUUUGAUGAGUGCCGGCUGGACAUAAGCGUAAAUGACAGCGUGUGGUACUUAAGAGCACAAGACCCAGAGCACAGACACCAGUGGAUUGACUCCAUUGAGCUGCACAGGGCUGAUUCUGGAUAUGGCUCAGAGUCCAGUCUGCGGAGACAUGGCUCCAUGCUGUCUCUCACAUCAGCCACCAGCGGCUACUCUGCCACCUCCACAUCCUCCUUCAAGAAGGGUCACAGCCUGAGAGAGAAGCUGGCAGAGAUGGAGACCUUCAGAGAUAUCUUGUGCAGGCAGGUGGACACGCUUCAGAAAUACUUUGAUGUCUGUGCGGACGCCGUGUCUAAGGAUGAGCUGCAGAGGGAUAAAAUCGUGGAGGAUGAUGAAGAUGACUUCCCCAAUACCCGGACAGAUGGAGACUUUCUGCAUAACAGCAGCAAAGAAAAAUUGUUCCUGUCCUUGAGUCCCAAGGGAAUCAAUGGCAUAGACUUUAAGGGUGAGGCCAUCACAUUCAAGGCCACCACUGCUGGGAUCUUGGCCACUCUGUCCCACUGCAUUGACCUCAUGGUGAAGAGAGAAGACAGCUGGCAAAAGAGACUGGACAAGGAGAUGGAGAAGAGGCGAAGAAUAGAGGAAGGCUAUAAAUCAGCACUCAAUGAGUUGAAGAAAAAGUCUCACUUUGGAGGUCCAGAUUAUGAGGAGGGUCCAAACAGUCUCAUAAAUGAGGAUGAAUUUUUUGAUGCAGUGGAAGCUGCUCUUGACAGACAGGACAAAAUAGAAGAACAGUCUCAAACUGAGAAGACAAGAAUACAGAGAUGCAGCCCAGUCCCCCCUGGAGAUGUGUAUUCCAGCGCUGGCACACACAGAUUCUCUGACAAGCCUCAUAGUCAGUCCUCCCCUGCUCUGAUAGUUAUGGCCCCUCCUCACGAUGUCCACAGAUUCAGUGCAGAGGUGGAGGAGAUGGUGCAGAAUCACAUGACCUACUCCCUGCAGGAUGUUGGUGGAGACGCCAACUGGCAGCUGGUUGUAGAAGAGGGAGAAAUGAAGGUGUACAGGAGAGAGGUGGAAGAAAAUGGGAUUGUUUUGGACCCGCUGAAGGCCACCCAUUCUGUAAAGGGGGUGACUGGUCACGAGAUCUGCCAUUACUUUUGGGACACUACCUACCGCAACGACUGGGAGACCACCAUUGAAAACUUCAAUGUUGUGGAGACACUGUCAGACAAUGCAACAAUUGUUUAUCAAACGCACAAGCGGGUGUGGCCUGCAUCUCAGAGGGACGUGUUGUACCUGUCUGCCAUGAGAAAGGUUCUGGCCAACAAUGAGAAUGACCCAGACACCUGGUUGGUCUGCAAUUUCUCUGUGGAUCACGACGAUGCACAGCUAACCAGCAAGUGUGUCCGUGCCAAAAUCAACAUCGGCAUGAUCUGUCAGACCCUGGUCAGCCCCCCAGAGGGAGAUAAAGAGAUCAGCAGAGACAACAUCCUGUGUAAAAUCACCUACGUCGCCAAUGUGAAUCCAGGGGGCUGGGCUCCUGCCUCCGUGCUCAGGGCCGUGGCUAAGAGGGAGUACCCGAAGUUCCUCAAACGCUUCACCUCCUACGUCCAGGAAAAAACUGCUGGCAAACCCAUCUUAUUCUGAGGCUCACAGUGUUGAGACAUGAGGACAGAACUGCACGUGAGGCUUUGAGGACGUACUAUCUGGUGCUCUGCUGCCGUUCCUCAUAGUUAUUUCUUCCUUCCCAGUUCUUAGCUACAAGUUAGUUCCACUAGGGGAGGAAGGGUCAAAAUGGUGCCCUCUGGUGGCUGCAUUCCAACAUUUGCUGGACAACCCUUGGCCUGAGAGACAUUCAGAUGAAAAUUAGUGAAAAUAUAUCCUGUUUUGUUUUCCUACUACAUUAUGGUUUAAUUAAUACUACUAACUUUCUAAAUAUAAAAUACUAAAUUGCUGUUAUUCAUAAGGAAGAUAUUUUUCAUUGUCAAUUAAAUAAAACGGUAAGAGUUUGUGUCCUGAGAUGAAUGCAUCCAGCAGUGGGCCCAGUCUACCUUCCCUCCCCAUGAAAGUUCUUGCAGCAGCUCCUGAUGCCACAGUUGACUCCAUCGUUCAUGCUCACGUAGAAGACUGACUUGUAAGAGUAGCAAACAUGUCAGGUACAGAUAUAUUAAUAUAUAAAUGUAUGUAUGUUCUAUAAGAGGUUUGUAAAAAGAAACAGAUCUUUGCUAAUAGACUGAAAUAUUUUAUUCUUGCCAUUUAUAGCUCAUUGUGCUAGUUAGAAAAACAUCAUUGAUUGACAUGAGAUGAAUAUUUGUAUUAAGUCCAGAGGGCUGUCAUCAACUCAUGACCCCUAUGAUAAGGGACUUGACCUUUCUGACUCCGUCGCUCUCAUGAAAACACCUCUCGUUGGUGCUGAUGGAGGGACAACCCGAGAGAAGUGUGUCAUAUAUUUAAUGUACAUUAUUUGCUUGGCUUUAUAUUUGUGUUAUUGUACAUGUUGUAGUGUCAUAGCACAUAUUUUGAAUGUUUAAUGAAUUGUAAAUAGUGUCACUAAAAUUUCUCUGAAGGUCUGAAAAUUGUUGGACUACAGUCAAGCCCAAAUGCCUUAGUGUUACAGAAAAGUAUAGUUUAAGAUGGAAUAAAGGGUGCUGUUAGUGCACCUAUGAAAUCACUAGAAAGUGCCUCAUGGCUAAAUUCCCCUUAUUAUGCUCUCUUCUCCCCUAAAAUUGGUCCUGCAAUAUAUUCACUGAAUGAACAAACAAGGGCUCCCACAGAGGGCUAGCAGGAUACUUUUUUCUAAGUGCUAGUAUUAUGAAGACUUAAGAUUCAUUUCAGUUUAAGACUUGCCGCCACAACCUUUCUGUCAGUGUGCCUGGUAUUCGUUACAUACAUGUGCUGUGUACUGGCAGUUAAAGUGCUGAAACCAUUCUGUUGAUGUAGGUAAGUUAGGUCUCUGUAUCACGUAUCAUCUGUCUAAAAGUGUUGCUGAUCAAGGGCAGGGCUGCAAAGUCCAGAGUUUAGGAUCUACUCUGUUUAAGGACUUAAGUUGUUUUUUCUAGGAAUGUUGUAAUUGCAAUUCCUUGUUUUAUUUGCUAACAUUUCCUAAAACCGUAACCCUGAACUUUGCAGUUUUACAGGUGACGCAGGACGUUUGAGGCAUGCAUAAUUUGGUUUAAGAACUAAAUACAUUUUAGUAUGACUUCCACCUAUGGACAGCACAAAAUGUUGGGUCAUAGCAAUGAUGAUAGAUUUAUAGCUAUUUUAUCAGUCACCACUCUUGAGCCUUUGGUCUUUUUAGAGCUUAUAAGCAGAGGGAUGUGGAUGACAGUGAAGCCAGAUGAUACUCUGCCUCUGAGCUAAGUGGAAAGAAGCUGGGCUGAGACCCAUUCACAUAAAGCAGACAUUUCUAAAACUAUUUUUUUGUUAGCAAAACUGAAUGUAAGUAGAUACAUUUUGUGUAAAUAAUUUGUUCAUACUAAUGCAGUGGGGUCAUCUUAUAAAAUGUACUGUUGACAGUGUCGCAUCUGAUCUGCACUGUUUUUAAAAAGUGAAAUAAAUAAGUUUAUCCACAGUC
Micropterus salmoides (largemouth bass) is the source of this 4398-nucleotide messenger RNA. Its product is annotated as ceramide transfer protein. The record is from RefSeq and is a predicted model, not a curated record. Bases 594 to 2471 code for a protein of 625 amino acids. Gene Ontology annotation, cellular component: Golgi apparatus. The transcript is spliced from 18 exons. Lineage: Eukaryota; Metazoa; Chordata; Actinopteri; Centrarchiformes; Centrarchidae. Gene Ontology annotation, molecular function: phosphatidylinositol-4-phosphate binding. Gene Ontology annotation, biological process: ER to Golgi ceramide transport.